AUGCCCGCUUUUCUUGUAGUGUUCAUAACUUCAGGUGAUACGAAAAGAUAUGAAACUUGGUCUCAAAGGCUAAAAGGUGCAUCAGUGGCCACUUUUGGUCUCAAAGACUCAAAGGUGCAUCACCAGCAACUUGGUGGUGGUGGUGGUGCCGGGGAUGCACCUCUGAGCUUUUGGGACCAAGCUGCUGAACGAGGACCCCAGAGGCAAGGACUUGAUGAUGGCCUUGAUCACCCUGCUUGGGGGACGUUCGGCCACUGUGCCGGUGGUUUUUGUGGGUGCAAGCUGGUAGGGGCGAUGGACAGAGUCAUGGCGAGUCAUAUCAGUGGCAAUCUCGUGCCUCUUCUUAAACAAGCUGGGGCUUCGUGGCUCUGA
Molecule: messenger RNA, 372 nt
Organism: Daucus carota subsp. sativus
Lineage: Eukaryota; Viridiplantae; Streptophyta; Magnoliopsida; Apiales; Apiaceae
Product: putative glutaredoxin-C11
Exons: 2
Coding region: 1-372 (123 amino acids)
Source: RefSeq, a predicted model, not a curated record